GAUUAUGUAAAUGAUUGGAAAAUGAAGAAGGCACAAAACCCUCACCAGGCUUCUCUGUCAAUUCAAUUUUCCUUUUUUCUUCACCCAAAUUUGUGUUUCGUCGACCCUUUUCGCGAAAGUCCAGUCUUUGUUAUUCAGAAACAGAGACAUGCAAUUCACUGACAGUCCUCCUUCUCUGGUAUCCACCUGGCGGCGACAGGGAGGCUGUUACGGCCGUCUCUCUGAUUUCGAAUCUUCUUACCGGGAUUCACUCAAAGUCUCAAACAUGGACGUCCAUCUCGCAGUCAUCGAAGAACCUCUAUCAACGGCAAUGCUCUCGCUGGCGGAAUUCUCGCCUCCACGAAUUUCUUCCUCCUGCUCCUACGCUACGUGCCCUCUGUUUCCAGUAAUUCACGUUUGGUGGACUUCCUUAUUGCCAUGGGACUUCCUCGCCGCUGCUGCUUCAGGGUUCACAAUAGUGCAUAAUAGCACCAGUGAUCCAGUCCCUACUCAGUGUUCUUGUUGCAAAUCUUUAUAUGACGAUGGAGCCGCUGUCGAAGAAGAGGAGAGGAGAGUGCUCAGUGUAGCCAUCGCGGACAGUAGCAGCCGGAGAGUCCUCGACCAUAUGGAAUUCCAGACAUGAUUGGAGGCUUUGGAAAACGCUUGGACCAAUUUUUCUGGGUUGUACGAGGGAGAUUAGGAGAGUAUCGGAGGAGGAGGAGAACCGUGGAAUAGCCGGAGAUCCAAGGAAUCGUUGCGGGAGGGGUGGGCGGAGGAGAUUUCUCACUUCAAUUAGUUAUUAUCAUUAUUUUUUAUUUUUAUUUAUUGUGAAAAUGACAUGGUAAUUGAAAAGGAUAAAUUUUAUUAUUUUUU
Linum trigynum is the source of this 852-nucleotide messenger RNA. Lineage: Eukaryota; Viridiplantae; Streptophyta; Magnoliopsida; Malpighiales; Linaceae. The record is from the annotation of a GenBank genome assembly.